This is a messenger RNA of Dermochelys coriacea (leatherback sea turtle), 1557 nucleotides long. RefSeq names its product tudor domain containing 10 (gene TDRD10). The record is from RefSeq and is a predicted model, not a curated record. NCBI's taxonomy places the organism in Eukaryota, Metazoa, Chordata, Testudines, Dermochelyidae. Gene Ontology annotation, molecular function: RNA binding. The coding region runs from base 136 to 1269 and encodes 377 amino acids. The transcript has 13 exons.
UGCCGCGCAGGGAGCAGGGCGAUUUCCAGCGCCGUCGGGGCGCGCUCUGCCUCCGGGCCCGGGUUGUAAAUCGCCGCCCCUGCGGGCGGUUGAACGCUCGGCACGCGGGUUGCUGGGCCCUGUGACUCCUGAGUCAUGGCAAGCAGCAGCGUUGUCUGGGGCCCUCCCAGGCCCCAGAAGACGAAUGGGAAACCGGAGCAGCUCAAAUACUCAGGUGUCACCAAGAAAAAGGAUUCGGAAGUUUAUGUUGGAAAUGUCCCACCUGAUAUGAAGGAGGAGGACAUACUGCUCCUGCUCAGGGACUUCCACCCGCAGCAUAUUAAAAGGUGUCAGGCGGGGUUGAGAAGCUAUGCCUUUGUAGAUCUCGGCUCCUCUGAGCAGGUGCAGGCCGCAAUCCAGCGCUUCAGUGGGCACCUCGUGAACGGACGUCGCCUGUUUCUGAGCUGCACGGGUGCAGGCAACGGGAGGAAGGACCCGGCUGAGACCCAGAGCACCAUGGAAAUGCCAGUACGACUGCUGCUAGCUCUGAGCUGCGCCGCUCGCUGCAGGGGAGGCCCCCCGCCGGCUUUGGAAAGAGUCCCCAGGGGAGAGCUUGGUCUGAGCCAUGCAAAGGCAGAGAACAAAACCCUGCAGCCGGCGCCUCCCGAUGCAGUGAGGCAGAUCUGUUAUGCGGUUCCCAUGGAAAUGAGAGGGUCCUUCUUGGCACUCAUGCUAAAAGACUGCUUUAAGGAUUUAAACUGGUUAGUGGCGAUUGCAAAGCUGCACGGCAAGGCAGGGCUGCUGGUGACGGACGCUCUGCCACAGACCCCGUACUUUUGGGCCAUACACCUCACAGAGGAAAGUCACUCGAACAUGCACAAGCUGUUCAGCCGGCUGCUGGAAGAGGAGUCCAAGCAGCCCUGCCUGGCGAAGCAGGCGGUGCAGCGAGGGACCCGCUGCAUGGCAGAGUGCAUUCUGGGGGAUGACGGCGCAGCGUGGAACAGGUGCUGGGUCUUGGAGAAAGUGGAAGAUCUUGCAGUGGUUCUCUUUGUUGACUUUGGCCGUUCAGCCACUGUCCCUCUGAACUCACUGCGGAAGCUGGAUGAAGACGAUAUCUGGGCCAUAAAACCGCUGGCCCAGCCCUUCAUCUUCCAGAAAGAGAUCGUCUCUGCAAGACCCAUCGUCCGGCAAAUCCUGCGAGGGAAGGUGGUUGGCCCAUCUCGCCUGGAGCCUCACAUCCUGACCUUCACCUUCUGCGCAGAGGAGGCUGGGGACCAGAGGAAGCUCUGAGCUGAAGUCACCUGCGGGGCUGCACCUGCCUCUAGCUGCCCAAAGGAGGAGCGGGGUAGAGAACUGCUGGACCUUAGAAAAGUCAUCUUCAACCCGAACCAGCCUUAUUAACUGGCUCCACUGUUGGGGUGGGGGGGUCUAAUUUCUCCAGGUUUAGUGAUGUCCCCACUUAGCUUCAAGGGGAAGUUAUCUAGUUUUGAUUUUUCUGUAGACUUGUAAGGGAGCUGGUAACUGUCCGUCUGGUGCUUGACUAUUAAAUGGACCCUGGAAAGGCCUGUCAAGUCCUGG